This is a messenger RNA of Lactuca saligna, 1575 nucleotides long. The record is from the annotation of a GenBank genome assembly. Lineage: Eukaryota; Viridiplantae; Streptophyta; Magnoliopsida; Asterales; Asteraceae.
AUGCAUAAACUUCCUGAUUGUUCUUCGUUUGCUUGCACAUCUGCGUUUGUUAGCAGAAAUUCAUGUCGUAAACAUAUGGUUAGUGGCGGUGAUGCUUCUGUGUUGCUUGCUUCUUACAAUUGUGGAUAUUGUGAUUGUGUUUGCGAGUUCUGUGGAGCCUUCUUUUGGUACAUUGAAAGGAUUGUCAAUUUGUCAAGUGUUGACCAUCCUAGGUAUAAUCGUUGUUAUAAGUCUGGGUCUGUUGUGCUUGCUUAUCCUCAUACACUGCCUAUUGAAAUUUAUGAUCUUUAUAUGAAUAAAGGUUUUUUGAAUGACAUUAGAGUGUAUAACAAUAUGUUUUCAAUGACCUAUUUCGGAGAAAAUGUUGAUGAAGAGAUCAACAAUGGCGAGGUCCGUAUGUGUAUAAAAUUUCAGGUCAGGUUUAUCAUUGGAUUGGUUCUAUGGGUCUGCAAGAUGUGCACAGACCUAGGUUCUUAUAGUUUUAUAUCUUCGACAAUGACAAUGAAGUUCAUAAUAGAACGAAUAUAUUUGACUCCCAUAAGAGAACUCAAUUCUAGUAUUAUUCAUCUUCUUAUGCAAUGCCUAACGACCCACAAUGAAUAUGUUCGCACUUUUAAAACAGCUAAAGAAAUAGCAGCCACUAUGAACAUUGAUUCAUGUUUUGUUCAUUUCUAUAGCGAUGUACCUGAUCAUAGAUACGUUCUGCAAGUUCCUGGUUCUUUAGGAUAUAUAGUUACUGGGGAUGAUAGUAAUUGUAGCACAGUGUAUUGUAAUCCAGACUAUUUCAUUAUGUUUACAUGUAAUGUAAAAUGGCCUGGAAUAGUUUGUUAUGUGGAUAUUCAUGGUCAGCAUGAUACUAAUAGAAGGGAUGAUAUCAUAGCUAGAGUGUUUGAAAUAAAUGUUGAUUCUUUUAUCAAGUUUCUAAAAGAGGAUAAAACAUUCGGUGAAGUUGACAUAUAUCUCUAUACUAUCGAGUUUCAGAAAAUAGGGCUUUCGCGUUGUCAUACAUUACUGUGGGUGGCAUCUUUGGAAAAAGUCAAAACAAUUGUUAAUAUUGAUAGAAACAUAACAAUAGAGUUUUCGGAUCCAAUUUUGGAAGCAAACAUUCUAUUGAACGUUGACCACAUGUACACUACAUGGGACUUGCGAACUGCUAAACAAAGACUCUCCAUGUAUGAAAGAUGGAAAAUAUAGCCAGUGUUUAUGCAUCCAUCUUCUGGUGAACUAUUCUACCUUCGUAUGUUGCUUUCGUAUCAAAAAGGGUGCAAAUCUUAUGAAGAUGUUCAUACAAUUGUUGGUUCUCUCCAUCGGACUUUUAGAAGCGCAUGUAAUGUGUUAGGACUAAUAGGUAAUGCCAUUGAAUGGAUGACUACUUUCACAAAGGUAUCAUCAGGGGCAACAUCAUUUCAGCUCCGGUCUCUAUUUUGUCAUCUAUUUUUAUUUUGUGAGGUUAGUAACUCACUUUCCUUAUGGGAAAUUGCAUGGCAUAAAAUAACCAAUGACUAUAUUCAUAACAUGAGAAUUGAAUUCCCAGGAAAACAUUUCCAUAUAGAUGAUGAGGUUGUUCAGCAAUAG